AUGUCAGGAUAUGACCCAACAGGCAUUGCGGACGUCGUCUACGGCGUGGAUGCAAGCCACAAGAAGAUCUUCCCCAUCUAUGCCCAGGCCAACUUUGAGCGCGUAGCGAAGAAAUAUGGCCGCCCUGUCGGCACGCUGCGGGUGAGGGCACCGUUCUUUCGAGAUACUCUGGUGACGACGGAUCCGCAGAACAUUCAGACCAUGCUGGCGCUGAAGUUCAAGGACUUUGGGCUGGGAGUGAACCGAACUGAUAACUUCGAACCGCUUCUUGGACACGGCAUCUUCGCUACCAAUGGCAAGCAAUGGGAGUACUCGCGAGCAUUACUGCGUCCGCAGUUCAUUCGCGGCCAAGUCAGCGACCUCGAUCUCGAAGAAAAGCAUGUCAAAGCUCUCAUGACAGUGCUCAAUCGCCACGUCGGACCCAAUGGCUGGACAGACUUGGUCGAUCUUCAGCCUCUCUUCUUCCGACUCACACUCGACUCCGCCACCGAAUUCCUCUUCGGAGAGAGCGUCAACAGCCAAUUGGAGACCGGCGAGUCCGGGGCUGAAAAGGACGGCAGCUUCGCGAACGCUUUCGACAGGGCGCAAUACACUCUCUCGAUUGGGUCGCGUCUGGGGCCAAACUACUGGAUCGUCCAUCGCCCCGAAUUCCAUCGAAUGGUCAAGCAGGUCCACGAAUUUGUCGACUAUUUUGUUCAAAAGGCUCUUCAUCAGGGUGCCAGUGAAAAGCCCGUGAACGAAGACAAGUACGUCUUCCUCAACGCCUUGGCCAAGGAAACCCAAGAUCCCGUGGAACUUCGAUCCCAGCUCCUCAACAUCCUGCUUGCGGGCCGAGACACCACGGCAUCGACUUUGGGCUGGUUCUUUUUCACCAUGGCCGAUCCUCGAUAUGCGUCCGUCUUUCGCAAGCUGCGGGCUGUAAUCCUGGACGAAUUCGGAACGUACUCGAACCCGAAGGAGAUCACAUUCGAGAACAUGAAGGGUUGCCAGUAUCUCCAAUGGUGCUUGAAUGAGAUUCUUCGUCUGUAUCCUGCAGUCCCCAUGAAUGUCCGCACAGCGCAGGUCGACACGACGCUGCCCACGGGCGGUGGCCUCGACGGACAGUCUCCGAUCUUUGUACCCAAAGGCCAAGACGUGGGCUAUUCGGUUCACCUGAUGCAUCGCCGCAAGGACAUUUGGGGCCCCGAUGCCGAAAUCUUCAAGCCGGAGCGAUGGCUGACGCGGAGGCCCGGCUGGGACUAUCUUCCCUUUAACGGCGGACCCAGAAUCUGCAUCGGCCAGCAAUUUGCACUAACAGAGGUCGGAUACGUCGUGAUUCGGCUGAUGCAGCGAAUCGACAGCAUCGACGGGUCGCAGGUUGGUCCUGUCAGGCAUGGUCUGACACUUACCAACUGCCCGGGCGAGGGAGUCAAGGUCAGGCUGCACUUUGCCGAGUAG
Trichoderma citrinoviride is the source of this 1437-nucleotide messenger RNA. Its product is annotated as cytochrome P450. Lineage: Eukaryota; Fungi; Ascomycota; Sordariomycetes; Hypocreales; Hypocreaceae. Bases 1 to 1437 code for a protein of 478 amino acids. The record is from RefSeq and is a predicted model, not a curated record. Gene Ontology annotation, molecular function: iron ion binding; heme binding; oxidoreductase activity, acting on paired donors, with incorporation or reduction of molecular oxygen, reduced flavin or flavoprotein as one donor, and incorporation of one atom of oxygen. The transcript has 3 exons.